Messenger RNA from Epinephelus moara (kelp grouper), 2911 nucleotides. It is a transcript of the gene akap8l, whose product is annotated as A kinase (PRKA) anchor protein 8-like. Gene Ontology annotation, cellular component: nucleus. The transcript has 13 exons. NCBI's taxonomy places the organism in Eukaryota, Metazoa, Chordata, Actinopteri, Perciformes, Serranidae. Gene Ontology annotation, molecular function: DNA binding. The record is from RefSeq and is a predicted model, not a curated record. The coding region runs from base 84 to 2255 and encodes 723 amino acids.
CAAAUAUUCCUCAGGCGUAACUGCCGCUGGGGCUGCUGUUGCUCAUUGAAAUCGGACUGUGCUGAACAACGUACUAAAAUACCAUGGACAGCAGAGGAUACGGUUCAGGUUACUCCAGUUGGGGUGGUGGUGGAUCAGGUAGCAGAGGUUCUGGUGGCUUCGACCUGUAUGGAGGAGGUUAUAAGGACUCAAUGUCCGGGCUUGGGGGCUAUGGAGGAGGAGGAGGCCACAUGAAGAGAGGUCUCUCGGGAUCGUCCCUGCUCUCGUCCACAGGCACACAUGCGGAUGCAGUCAUUGCCAAGAUUAACCAGCGUCUGGACAUGCUCACUCAGUUGGAGGGGGGGUUGAAAGGGUCUCGAGGUGACAGGUAUGACCACUACGAGUCAUUCGACUCGCGCACCUCUGCUCUCUCCUCCUCCCGAGAUCUCUACAGAUCUGGCGGCAGUAGCUAUGGUUAUGGCAAUGGCCGUGAGGACAACAUGCUGUUGAGUCAGCGAGGAGGCUCGGGCUUCGGAGGGGGAAUUGGGCUAGGGGGAGGAGGAGGCUUUGACAGCCCCUCCUCUUCCUAUGGAGUCGCUAAAAUGCGACAGAAUAUGAGGGAGUCCUUCAGCAGUGGCCAGGGAGGAGGUUCUGGAGGUGGAGGAUGGGCUGGAGCAGGCCGACGUUCCCCCAGAAGGGGUGGAAGUGCCGGGGGUCGAGGAGCUGGAGGAGGGUUUGGAAACCGCAGGUCUGACCCCACUCCAUUAGGCGGAGGUGGGCGGGGAAGUGGUAGUGGUGGCCAGUCCCACCGCGGCCACUCUCCAGGAGGUGGUAGAGGCAAGCUCCCAUCCCUCCUGUCCAACCGCAUGUACCCUGAGAGUGGGGGCUUCCACCAGGGUUCCACUCAAGGGCCUCACGACUUUCCUGGGAGGCAUUUUGGAGGGGGCCCACGGGCUGGCCGCCAGCGAGGCCGCAAGAGACCCCUCAACAAACAGGUGAAGCCACAGCGGGAUGUCCAGAAGAAGAGAAAGCAGACGCUUACUGCAGCUGAUGAGCCAGAGUCAAAGAUGAACAAGACAGAGAGUACAGGGUCAGAGGCUACCCAAGAGCAAGCAGAGAAAAAUGGUGAUGACAGUGAACCAAAGACUGCAGCUGCGGAGACAACACCUGCAGAUGGAGAUAAAGCUUCACCCAAACAGGAGGAAAAGAAAAGUCCACAGGGCAAACAGACCCCAACCCCUGGUCAGGAGAAACACCCAAAAAUGAGGAAGAGGAGGGGCUUCCUGGAAAGGGUGAUGUUUGCCUGCUCUGUUUGCAAGUUCCGUUCGUUCUAUAAGGAGGAAAUGGAAACUCACCUUGAGAGUCGCUUCCACAAGGACCACUUUAAGUUCCUCUCUGGCCAACUGUCAAAGCCCACUACAGACUUCCUACAGGAGUAUUUGCAGAACAAAUUUAAGAAGACAGAGCAGAGGGUCAGCCAGUUGGAAAACCACAGUGCUGCUAUCUGCCAGGUGUACAAGGAGCAGGACCUCACCAGGGAGCUCGGUAUGGAGCACUUCAUGAGGAAGGUGGAAGCUGCCCAUUGUGCAGCCUGUGACCUUUUCAUUCCCAUGCAGCCCCAUCUGAUACAGAAGCACAUCAAGUCUCCAGACCACAACUACAACCGGAAGGGUAUGAUGGAGCAGUCCAAGAGGGCCAGUCUGUCAGUAGCACGUAGCAUCCUCAACCACAAACUCAUUGGCAAGAAGCUGGAGAGCUACCUCAAGGGUGAAAAUCCAUUCACUGGUAACCAAGACGACCAGGAUCAAGAGGACUCCAUGGUGAUGGACGUGUCUGAGAUGGAGUUAACUGGCGAGACAGCAGACAGCCAGACAGAGGCAGCGGCAGUCAAGGAUGAGCAGGUGGCCGAGGGGGAGACGAGCCAAGAGGCGGUGGCUGAGGGGGAAGAAGCAGCAGAGGCAGCAGCAGCAGAGGAGGAAAAGAUGGAGGAGGAGCCAGGAAUGGAGGGACAGGAGGGAGGGGAGGGACAGGAGGGAGAAGAGCAGGAGAACCCGGAAGAGGAGGAAGGUUUUGAAGUUGGAGAGGAGGAGGAGGAGGAAGAGGGAUAUGUGGUGCACGAUGAGAUUGGCGAGGAGGGAGUACAAGGUGAGCUGGAAGAGGAGGAAGGAUUGGAGGCUGCGGAGGCCGAGGAGGAAGGAUUGGAGGCUGCAGAGGCAGAGGAGGAAGGAUUGGAGGCUGCAGAGGCGGAGGAGGAGGAAGGCAAGAAUGAUGAAUGACUUUUGCAACCUGUGUGUGACUUCUUCAGUGACCCCCACAGUCCCGUUCAACCCAUCUCAUUGCCAGGCAUAUUAAGAAAUAUACAUACUUGCUCCACCAGUUUUCACUGUCUAAUGACUGAGAAUCAUUUUAUUUUUGUUAAAGGAAUAGCUCCUCAUUUUGGGAAAUACUUUUAUUAAUAUUCUUAAGUUAAACAAGAAGAAAAAAAGCAGUAUACUAACUGUUAUGUACGCUUACCAACUCUCUUCAGAGGUGUUAGUCGACCGUGUAUUUCCCAGAAUGUCAAACUAUUCCUCGUAAUACUUUUUCUUGUGCCUUUUUGUUAAAAGUAUUCUUAUUCUGGAUUAAUUGGUUUAGAAUUGUUCAAGACAUCUUGAGUAUUGUAAAGUCAUGAGAUAUUGUGUCCUUUCCUUCUUAUCAGAGUUUACAUGAUGUCAUAGCGCUCUGUCCAUUGCCAGUAUUGAUGACGGUGAACGGAUGAUUUUUCCAACCUGUUGGUAAAAUCUAGAACAUGGUGGGCUUUUUAUUCUACAGCUGGGGUGAUUGAGAUGAUCAUGGGGACUGUCUGUAGAAUAAGUGUGAAAUAUUUAGAAUGGAUAUCAGUCAUGUAACAAACUUGUUUCACUCUGAGUAAGAAAUAAACUUGUUGAAUAAG